Messenger RNA from Zonotrichia leucophrys gambelii, 807 nucleotides. It is a transcript of the gene MED18, whose product is annotated as mediator complex subunit 18. NCBI's taxonomy places the organism in Eukaryota, Metazoa, Chordata, Aves, Passeriformes, Passerellidae. Bases 65 to 691 code for a protein of 208 amino acids. The record is from RefSeq and is a predicted model, not a curated record. Gene Ontology annotation, molecular function: transcription coregulator activity. Gene Ontology annotation, cellular component: mediator complex; core mediator complex. The transcript has 2 exons. Gene Ontology annotation, biological process: regulation of transcription by RNA polymerase II; termination of RNA polymerase II transcription.
CUGCCGCCUUGCCCGCCUUGCCCGCCGCUGCCGCCGAGGCCGCGGGGCCGGUGCGGAGCGCACGAUGGAGGCGCCGCCGGUGACCAUGAUGCCCGUCACGGGCGGCACCAUCAACAUGAUGGAGUACCUGCUCCAAGGAAGCGUGCUGGACCAGAGCCUGGAGAGCCUCCUGCACCGCCUGCGCGGGCUGUGCGACAACAUGGAGCCCGAGACCUUCCUGGACCACGAGAUGGUGUUCCUGCUGAAGGGGCAGCAGGCCAGCCCCUUCGUGCUGCGCGCCCGGCGCUCCAUGGACAAGAGCGGCAUGCCCUGGCACCUGCGCUACCUGGGACAGCCCGAAAUCGGCGACAAGAACCGCCACGCGCUGGUGCGCAACUGCGUGGACAUCGCCACGUCCGACAACCUGACGGACUUCCUGGUGGAGAUGGGCUUCCGCAUGGACCACGAGUUCGUGGCCAAAGGGCACGUGUUCCGCAAGGGCAUCAUGAAGAUCGUGGUGUACAAGAUCUACCGCAUCCUGAUGCCAGGAAACACGGAGAGCAUUGAGCCGCUCUCCCUCUCCUACUUGGUGGAGCUCAAUGUAGUCGCGCCAGCAGGACAGGACAUUGUUUCUGAUGACAUGAGGAACUUUGCUGAGCAGCUGAAGCCUCUAGUACACCUGGAGAAAAUUGACCCCAAAAGACUAAUGUGAUUGAAAAUCUGGGCCAUUAAGGCAUCGUUUUUGUGUUUCAGAAAAUGAUGUUUUUAUAAAAGGUUUUUUUGUGGGCAAAUCAAAGCAGGGAGAAGGGAAUAAAGUCCUAUAUAUCA